GAAGAACACCACUAAUUAUACCCGCCGAAGAGAUCAUCACAAUUGAUCUCGGAAUCGUGAUAGAAGUCCCUGAAAAACAUAUGAUGCAGUUAGCAUCAAGAUCGUCACUCGCGAAGAAAGGAAUUACCGUUGAAGGAGGAGUUGUAGAUGCCGGAUAUAUCG
This is a messenger RNA of Ambispora gerdemannii, 162 nucleotides long. Lineage: Eukaryota; Fungi; Glomeromycota; Glomeromycetes; Archaeosporales; Ambisporaceae. The record is from the annotation of a GenBank genome assembly.